Molecule: messenger RNA, 1345 nt
Organism: Aphanomyces astaci
Lineage: Eukaryota; Oomycota; Saprolegniomycetes; Saprolegniales; Verrucalvaceae
Exons: 5
Coding region: 22-870 (282 amino acids)
Biological process (GO): tRNA methylation; RNA (guanine-N7)-methylation
Cellular component (GO): tRNA methyltransferase complex
Molecular function (GO): tRNA (guanine(46)-N7)-methyltransferase activity
Source: RefSeq, a predicted model, not a curated record
UACAAUUCGCAGGAUUGGUCGAUGGCAAUCAUGUUCAAAUAUAAGGAAGGUUCGUCUUGCAUGAGCGAAAUGGAACCUGCGCAUGGUGCUGCUGGAGAUCAAGUGACGAAGAAACAAAAGACUUCAGCGGAAGGCAGCAGCACACCCAAACCAACGAUCGAGUGGAAGAAAACGCCUUCAUUUCCACCCACAGAGGGCUCGUGCACCGUGUGGCUCCCACGCAAGCAGCGAUACUGUUCCCAUCACGCGACGUUCGGCUCGACCAAGUGCACGACCCAUGCCGCGUUGGACACUCGAUCGUCGGCAGUUGUGGCCGAGGCCACGGGUGCGGGCGUUGACGGCGAAGAGCUACCGCCACAUGCGGCCGAGACUGUAGCCACGUCGUCGUCGCGCAAGACCAAUUUAGAUCGACACUUGAAGCGCAUGUUGAAUCCGUUCUCGAUUCCACCCCUCAAGGCAGCCCCAGUAUGGAGCGAGCUGUUCACUGACCCUUCGUUGCCACUAUGCAUCGACAUUGGAUGUUCCAAGGGGUUGUACAUCCGCGACUACCGUGAUAAGAAGCAGCUCACCUCAAACUGGAACUUUGUCGGCGUCGAAAUCUUCGAGCCGUACGUGGUGGCGGCCAACGCCGCGACGGCUGCCUCCACCAGUCUCGAGCCCAAGAACCUCGCAUAUGUUCAUGCCAACAUCAACAACAGCCUUGAGACCCUCGUCGCAGGUCAAGUAAUCGGUCGCGUGAGUUUGCUGUUUCCCGAUCCGUGGGGAUGUGGGCUCGCAACAGAACACAAGAACAAAAAGCGACGAGUGAUGUCACUGUCGUUCGCCAAGGUGCGAUUAUUUCGAACCACUUUACCUCAUCUCACGUUGUAGCGAUUGGCGGCGGCAAUGCCCAUCGACUCGGAGUUCUAUUUGGCCAGUGACUACGAAGACCUGGCGCUCGACAUUCGGUCGCAUCUGCUGGCCACGGGCGCCUUUGAUGUGCCUGAAGAAGGACAGUAUAAGCCGACCAUGACGGCGCCCGCCAUGCGACAGAGUUACGAGAACAAGGAAAAAAAGGAGCGGCUCCUGGAUGCGUCCAAAGGCGUGGGCAAGAUCGCGGCCGAGUCGGAUGCGACAACUUUAUGGCUUGCGACCAUGCCGCUGGGGGUGCCCACGGAGCGCGAUAUCAUUUGCGAAAACCAAUGGCGACCGGUGUAUCGCCUUGUACUGACUCGUAACAGCACGUUGUCUUAAGAAAACCCGUGGGAAUCGAAUGGGCCGUUGGGUUGGCAUCUUCAUGACAGAGAGAUGUGACUAGUUAUCUCAGUACUUAGUGAAUGAAAAUCGAAAGCGUUCAUGUUGGAUA